Vespa velutina is the source of this 1731-nucleotide messenger RNA. It is a transcript of the gene CycG, whose product is annotated as cyclin G. Gene Ontology annotation, cellular component: nucleus; cyclin-dependent protein kinase holoenzyme complex; cytoplasm. Gene Ontology annotation, biological process: mitotic cell cycle phase transition; regulation of cyclin-dependent protein serine/threonine kinase activity. Gene Ontology annotation, molecular function: cyclin-dependent protein serine/threonine kinase regulator activity. The transcript has 6 exons. Bases 624 to 1670 code for a protein of 348 amino acids. Lineage: Eukaryota; Metazoa; Arthropoda; Insecta; Hymenoptera; Vespidae. The record is from RefSeq and is a predicted model, not a curated record.
AUUUCGUAAAAUUAUUUAUUACGUUCUUAUGAACGAUGGAUUAUGUUAUGGAAAAAGAAAAUGAUGUGAUAUUAUUUCAAUAUCGUUCAUGUGAUACUUUUUAUUUCAAUUGGAUUAUUUUAUGAUUUCACGAUGUGCGUAUAUAAGAUUUGCCAUGGUUGUUUGUAGAUAUAUUGCGUCAGAAAGUAAAGCGUUGCGUUGGAAGACAUACACGAAAUACGAAUCGUUCUUAGCGCACAAAAAAAAAAAAAGAAAAAAAAAAAAACCACGGAUUAUAGUUAAAAACGUACUAUUUUCAAGUACACAAUAAUUUAUCAACGUGAAUGAUUAUUUGCACGUUAAUAUUUUGAUUAGAUUUUAUGAAAUUUUGCAAAUAUCUUUAAUGGUGCUCGUAGUAUAAUGAUCAUGAUAAGCGUAUGUAUAUGAUAUGUGGUUCGUUUAAAAAUUGGUGAAAAAUGUCGGGAAAGAAAUUGCGUGUCAAUUUCUUCUUGUAUAUUUUGAUACAAGGCUAGCCAGUUGUGUCAUUCUUAUUGUGUGAUUUUUAGUCAUUCGAUCAAUAGUCUGUGGGACUAUAUUACAAUUUUACCGUUUCCAUAGAGAGCGGUUUAUCACACAACAUAAGAAUGGACACAUCAGGCUUUCCUGUACCAGAUGCGAUUCACCCAUUACUUGAACAAUUACAAGAAGCUUUGGUGCUUGAGGUUAAAUAUCAACCAAAUCUUCAAUUGCUCACCACAACGCAAAAUGAUGAAAUUACAAUUGGAGCACGGGAUGGAUCCGCUCAUGUAUUAAGAUGUUUAAAAGUAUGGUAUGAUUUACCAUCCGAUGUAUUUUUUGUUGCUAUUAAUUUGAUGGAUCGUUUUUUAACCAAAAUGAAAGCCAGACCAAAACAUAUGGCUUGCAUCAGUGUAUCAGCUUUUCAUAUCGCUGCAGUUCAAAUGGCUCAAUCUUUGGAUGCUGAUCAUUUAGUAUCCAUUUCUCAAUGCAAGUGUACCGGAGGAGAUCUUAAGCGUAUGUCAGGAGUAAUACGUAAUAAAUUAGAAUGGGCACCGGCUGUACAACCAAUUACAUCAUUAACUUUUUUACAAUUGUUUAAUACAAUGUUUCAUACUGUUGCAUCACAUUUGGGUAUUGGCGAUAUAUAUGCCAAUGUAGUAAUGGAAUCUGAACUUUUUCUGAGAUUAGAAAUGAUUGCUUGUGAUGGAAAUUGUGCAAGUUUAAGAUCAUCUGAAGUAGCUUUGGUCUUACUCUGUACAUAUUUGGACGCAGCCGUUAAACGGUUAGAUGCAAAUAAAGAUGUUACUAAUUCUGUAACAUCAAUGGCUGGUCCUUCUACUAUUAAUUCAUCUGUAACACCUGCGCAUCAAAUGUUAAGACUGGUAGAAUUUGCUGCUGAAGUACAAAAAAUUUGCAAGAUUUCAGACGAUAGCUUUGUUUCUACUCAUGAAGCAGUAAGUGCUGUUUUAAAUAAAUACAAUGCUCAAGAACAAACGCCUCAUAGACAAAGACUCAUAUGGAGAUUAUCUUCACGUACAGCUCGUCUUUUGCGUCCGACUGAUAAAUUUACUUCUGUUUUACCUGUUAUUGCUGAACACACUCCAGUUCCAUCUCCAAGUAGGAUCAGAAAAAACCGUAAGUUCUCCCGUCGUCAUGGAAACAAAAGGCGUUAAUAUAUCUCGCUUAUACUCGAUAAUGAACAAGAAAGAUCUGUCGUAUUUGGAUGAAUUUGAA